Molecule: messenger RNA, 1762 nt
Organism: Manduca sexta (tobacco hornworm)
Lineage: Eukaryota; Metazoa; Arthropoda; Insecta; Lepidoptera; Sphingidae
Gene: Saysd1
Product: SAYSvFN domain-containing protein 1
Exons: 2
Coding region: 272-823 (183 amino acids)
Source: RefSeq, a predicted model, not a curated record
UAUGACAUGCGUAUUGUUUUACCUACGUGUUUAUUUUGAAUUUAGAUUUGGUUUUUCAAAAUUGUUAUUGUAUACUAUUUCCUUUUUAUAACAAUAGACAGACACAACUAAUAUUUCGAUUUCAAAACUAUAAAGAAAGUUCAACUAUACACUCUGCGUAAAAGAAUACUCAACGAAAACAUUUUAGAAAAUUUUAUUAAAAAUAUAAGAAUAUCAUUCUUUAAUCUCUUGUUUAUCAAUAUAUACCGUCAAGAUAAUCAUCUAAUCGCGAAUGGAGGCGAAGCUACAAGAGUACCGUAGACUACGACGACGAAAAGAGUUAAUCGAAAAAACAAAAGCUAAGUUAGCAAGUUCUAAAGAAAAACUCAUAAAUUUUUUGGUGCCCAGUGUAUUUAGGGAUAUGGGCGUCGAGAGAAAUGAAGAUGAAGUAUUAUUGAUGGAGGAAGAAGAACCACCAAAGAGGUUCCAACCACUUCAGACAGAAUACCCAAAUGAUGUAGCAUCUGAAACCAGUGAGCUAGAAUCCUUUGAAGAGGAAUCCAAUGAAUCCUGGCGCUACUACAUCAUAAAAUGGUCACUAAUAGCCAUUAUUUGGCUGUCACUAUAUAUUUAUUUCUUACAACUGCAAUUUGGUGCUGUAUUUUUUGUAAUAUCAUUACUGAUUGGCAUAUAUUUGAACACACGGACAAGACCGAAGAAAAAGGGGGAGGUUUCUGCAUAUAGUGUGUUUAAUGAGGAUUGUGUUAGUAUAGAUGGGACGUUGAAAGCAGAGGAAUUACAGAGACAAAUGUUAUAUGGAAUGGGAGGGAUGAACAUGCUUUAGCUGUCAAGUGAAUUAGGCCCUUAUUCACAAACAUUACUUGUUAUGUAAUGUAAUAAAUCUGUUUCUCAGUGUUCAACGUGACCAUCCUCACAGUACAUAGGCAAAGGAGUGCUGUAGUGGCAAAAGGACUAUAUAACAUGAUUCCUGCUAGCUUCCCUUUCAUAAUUUAUAUCUAAUUAUAAUUAGAAUUUGUGGAAGGUAUUUGUGCAUAUUAGUUUCAAUAUGCAAGUUCUCUUUCGGAAAAUUCCACUCUUUGCCACUGAAGUGCUGUGAUUGGCUAAUAUUGAGAUACAAUUUUGCUUCAGUUGACUGCCAUAUAAAUGAAGCAGAAUUAGGCCAAAAAAAAACUAGAUAAUUGCUGACACUGUGUUUGACUGCACUAUGCAUCCUUAUAGUAUUGUUUGUGAAUACAGGUGUAAAUUGAUCUUACUGUGAAAAGUUCCUUUAUUCAAAAUUGAACCUUAUGUAACUCAUAUUUGUGUUUUGUGUUGUUUAAAAGUGCCAGUGAUUUAGUAUCAUUUGACAGUGGCAUUGAAAAAUCAACCUUUUUGUAACUAUACUAGGUAUAAAAUAACUUGUAUGAAGGAACUGUGCUGUUGUCAAGGAGAUUGAGGCCUUAUUGUGAUAAUCAUAUUUCUAGGAGUAAGUUGUAAUAGAUCUUAUUGGUUAACAAACAAAGCUGGUAUUUAUUUGCCAUUAUGCUGCAGGUAACAGUUAUUUUUUCACUUUAAAAUGCGUUAAAAUUUCAAUCAGAAUAAUCAAUACAAUUAAUUUAUGCUUCUUUUUUUAAUUAAUAUUUAUUUUACAAAAGUAAAAAGUAAUAAUCUAUAAGAUAAUGUUGGCCUAUUUCACUAUGUAACAAAAGCAAAAAGACAUUAAUUUUAAGUCUACCUCUAUGUGAUGUGUAAUUGACGAAUAAAUAUUUAUUUAUGUAACUAA